This is a messenger RNA of Paecilomyces variotii, 1536 nucleotides long. RefSeq names its product integral membrane protein. NCBI's taxonomy places the organism in Eukaryota, Fungi, Ascomycota, Eurotiomycetes, Eurotiales, Thermoascaceae. Bases 113 to 1363 code for a protein of 416 amino acids. The transcript is spliced from 6 exons. The record is from RefSeq and is a predicted model, not a curated record.
CUGUCGAAUUUAUCCCGCUGUCCUACAGUCCACCAAAGUGUCGAAACCCUCUUCUUUUCUUGCAGAUGACCACAUAAUUUUGGAUACUCGCUCAUUGAGUUGUGCCAGAAAGAUGGCACCUCUCUCCGACCGAGAGACACUGCAGUCUUUGCGAGCCCGGCAAAGUCACGACUAUCGUAACUCGAUCCGUCAUUGGGACGUUAUGUGCCAGGCUAUCUGUCUAAGUAUAAGUACUAUUCUUGUGCUGUUGCGGCUGUGGACGAAGCUCCACAUUGUGCGGGCUCCUGGAUGGGAGGACUGCACGUCUGUGAUGUCUUUGCUUGGAAUAAUAGCGUAUAGUGUCAUCUCACUCGAAGCAGAUAAGCAUGGAAGCGGUGUUCACCAGUCGCAAGUAACCCCAGAGGAUCUUAGAUACUACGCGCAGCUUGCAAAUAUCUCCCAGAUUAUAUACGGCCCCUUGAUCUUUGUAGCGAAGUUGUCGAUUCUAUUGCUAUAUCUGCGCGCCUUCACACCAAGUCGACCCGGAAAGACGUUCUAUGCUAUUCAUUUUCUCCUCUGGUUCAACUUCCUCUUCUACACAGCAAAUACACUCACCAAGGUCUUUCAAUGCAUACCUCGUGCUAAGAUCUGGGAUCCAGAGACUCCUGGCCGAUGUGUCAAUGUUAAUGCGUUGAUCCAAACCAGCGCGGGAUUGAAUGUCUUUUCAGACUUCUCGCUAUUGGUCUUGCCGAUCGUGGCAAUAUGGAAGCUGCACAUGAAGACUUCUCAAAAGCUUGGUAUAUCUGCAGUGUUUGCUGCAGGGCUAUUUGGGUGCAUAUCAAGUAUCAUGCGUCUUGUCAUCGGUAUCGAGAAGCAAGGAACCCAAGAUAAAACAUAUGACUGGUUUCCAGAAUUUCUUUGGACGUCAGCCGAAAUCACAUCUGCCAUAAUCACAUCCUGUCUUCCCGCGCUUCCGAAUUUUUUCCGCCAUUACUUCCGCAAAGCCAGAACACCGAGCAGGAACAGCCAGCAUCAGACAAAUUCGACAAACAGACAUCCAUAUAGCAGGAAUCACUUCAACUCCACUCCGCAUAGUCAUCUUGGUGUACCUUGGUACCAUCGCAAUCCCAGCGACGACGAUCUUCUUCCCCACAGCUACUACAUGGAGUUGGACGAAGCCAAACCCAGUCUCAGCCCGGGUGCGGUUGUCAAAACGGAAAUCAUAGCUGAAUCCAGACCAGAAUCGAGGGAUUAUCCACCGUCGAUUUCCUCUGUCAAUGCGAGGGAGGAAGGAGAACGACAAUGCCCGUCUAGUCGCAAUGGGAUUUUGAAGACUGUCCAGGUGGAAAUUCAAACUACGGAUGAGGAGCGCGCGACUUCAUGAUACGAUGAUGUAUCGAUCUAUCGAUUUUGUAGAUUAUGCACUGUACAGUAGUGGCAUAUAAAACUAGCAAGCGAGGCUGGUACCUUGCAUAGCUAGAUUACCAAACAAACUCUUAUAAAAGGGGGCAGAAAAUGAAAAUUACAUGCAUUUAAUUGAAUUCAUAAAUUGAAACC